AUGGCCGGCUCUGCGGCGACCGCUCGAGUACUGCGGCUCCGAGGCGGGGUCCGCUGUGUAGAGCCUUUGAAGCCAAUAUCUCCAAACAUCGCAGGCAGCGCUCCCGACACAGCCGGCCCAGAGCCUCGGGAGCGUUUGCGGGAGCGUCCGCAGGAGCGUUUGCGCGGUUUUGGGGCAGAGCUUUCCUCGCACGGGAGCCUCGGGCGGAGUCGUUUCGUGUGUCCCUUUGUGCAAACCGAGCUCAAGAGGCGGAGCCAGGAGAUGGUAAAAGCUCAAAAGCUCGAGGAAUUAUGCGCAGGGGUCCAGCAAGGAGUGCCGAGAGCCAAUUGGUACACGGAGCUCCAAGUGAGUGUGGGAAGUGCACAAGCUGCAGGCGUGGCGGGGGAGCUCGGUCAGUUGCAGGAUCAGUGCAAAUGCCGGGAGCAUUGCCUUGAGCUUGCUGCCGGCACUCCUGGGGCAGAGUUGGCAAGCGAGGCCAAGCUGCAGGAGCCAAGCUGCAGGAGGUGUGAGCACGCCUCCAGGAGCGUUGUGAGCAGCUGCGGCAGCAGCUCCAGAAACCUCGGCCAAAGCGGAGGCUCAGGCCGCUACGAUUCGGACCUUGCCGGUGCCGAGGAGCUGGGAUACGGCCUGGUAGAGAAGCAGCACUGCUUCACGUCCAUGUCCGAUGCCAUCUUGAAGACACACAACUGUGACACGGACUUCUUCCUGGUCCUGAUGGGCAAGAACCUGACGAAAGGUUCACACAUAUUGCCAGCGAUGGCAAGACCCUUCUGCGGCUCCCUGGCGUUUCUCCGAGCCGGGGCCGUGAGGACCAGCAGCUGA
This is a messenger RNA of Symbiodinium sp. CCMP2592, 822 nucleotides long. The record is from the annotation of a GenBank genome assembly. Lineage: Eukaryota; Dinophyceae; Suessiales; Symbiodiniaceae.